UUGAUAAAAUGUAAUAUAAGCACUUUAUGUUCACUUUUUAGGGUUUUGUUUUCUUUUAGAAUACGUAUAAUGUACUCAUUAAUUGAAUUUCCAAUGGACGACGGACAGAAACCUGAAGUUGAGGUUGUCCCUAAUAUUUGGUUGGAAAAUAAAGAUGAAUCAUGGAAUUGUUUUUGGCCCCAAGCAAUAUCGACAAUACAAAUUCGUAAAGCUAUCGAAAAAUGUCAUUCACCACAAGUAAAUUGGCUAAAAUUUAAAUGCAGAGUAUUACGUACAUAUGAUUCUUAUGAUGAUGCAAGGAAGCGAUUAGUAGAUGCUGAAUUUACAUCUACUCUAGAAACUGAUGCAGAACAACAUAUAUACAACCAGCGACCAAAACGAAAAUUGAGGAAAACUUCUCAUAUUUAUUCCGAUUCCUCAGAGUCUGAUAAAAAUGAAGAAACAGCACACGAUAAAAUUCCACCACUUCCUAUGUUAGGAACGCCAACAAAAAAUAAUAAUAUCUUACUGAAAAGACCUAUAAUCACUCCUUCCAAAACAUCAACAUCGACAACUGUCAGUGCUUCAAAACGUACAUCUGCUACAAUUAACUCUCAAAGAUUUUCAGAAAAACCAGUUAAUUCUUCGCAAAAUAUAGUCAAAACUACAAUGACCACUUCAGAGUUUGACGAAUCAAAUUUUUCUUGCCUCAUUUUAACAAAAUUAGUAAGCAUAGAAAAUUCUAUGAACUUACUUCUUCCGAUGCUCAAACAACUUUCUGCACAUUUUAAAUUAUCAAACAUAUCCCAUGUAGAAAAUGUUCCUGAAAUGCCAGUUGAUACCGAUGAGAAUUUGGAAAAUAUUGAAAAAUUUUUAAAUAUAAGACAAAAUUUUGAAUACUUGGUGAAUGUCUUAAAUAUAUCGGGUGGUACAACAAUUACCCAAAUAACAAGAAGAACGUUAGAAAAAAUAAUUACGGAUAAUUAUGCUAAGAUCCUUAAUUGGGCAGGAAGAGCACCCAAAAAGGCUUUCAAAGUUUUAAAAAUAAAAGAUUUGACCAUAGCUACUGUAAAGAGCGUUGAAUCAAACGUUGCAGUGAACAAAAUUGAAGAUUCUAUAAAAGAUUGGCUGAAGAUGUCAUCUGUUCGUAUUGCCUUAGCCGAUGGUAGAACAUUGAAAAAAAACUUGUCAGCAACGACAAAUGGUUAAAAUAAAAUAGAUGACCUGAAUUCUCAUUUCGCUCCAUUCGCGAAUAUUCAAGCUAAAUUAAAGAUAUUUCCAAAUACAAUUAGCAAAAAUCAUCUCAUGUCUAAUUGUUUUAUUGAUUUUGUCGAGACGUCAUAACAUUGUAAACCGAUACACGAGUGUAUCUCGUAUCAAAUAACAAGGUUUGAAGGCUUUGCAGAAAAAAAA
Messenger RNA from Solenopsis invicta (red fire ant), 1392 nucleotides. RefSeq lists its product as uncharacterized. The transcript has 5 exons. NCBI's taxonomy places the organism in Eukaryota, Metazoa, Arthropoda, Insecta, Hymenoptera, Formicidae. Bases 70 to 1188 code for a protein of 372 amino acids. The record is from RefSeq and is a predicted model, not a curated record.